Leptonychotes weddellii (Weddell seal) is the source of this 5459-nucleotide messenger RNA. NCBI's taxonomy places the organism in Eukaryota, Metazoa, Chordata, Mammalia, Carnivora, Phocidae. The record is from RefSeq and is a predicted model, not a curated record.
AGGUUGCUACAUGGGUGGAUGAAACUUUAAGUUCUGUGGCUUCUAAAUUAGAGCACACUGCACAGACUUACUCAGAACUUCAAGGUGAACGGAUUGUGUCUUUACAUUGCUGUGCCCUUUACACCUGCGCCCAGCUAGAGAACAAUUUAUAUUGGUGGGGUGUAGUCCCUUUUAGUCAAAGGAAAAAAAUGUUAGAGAAAGCUAGAGCAAAAAAUAAAAAGCCCAAAUCUAGUGCUGGUAUUUCUUCGAUGCCGAACAUCACUGUUGGUACCCAGGUAUGCUUAAGAAAUAAUCCUCUUUAUCAUGCUGGAGCAGUUGCAUUUUCAAUUAGUGCUGGGAUUCCUAAAGUCGGUGUCUUAAUGGAGUCAGUUUGGAAUAUGAACGAUAGCUGUAGAUUCCAACUUCGAUCUCCUGAGAGCUUGAAAAGCAUGGACAAAGCUAGCAAAACUACUGAAGCCAAGCCUGAAAGUAAGCAGGAACCAGUGAAAACGGAAAUGGGUCCCCCGCCCUCUCCAGCCUCCACAUGCAGUGAUGCGUCCUCAAUUGCCAGCAGUGCGUCAAUGCCGUAUAAACGACGACGGUCCACCCCUGCCCCGAAAGAGGAGGAAAAGGUGAACGAAGAGCAGUGGUCUCUUCGGGAAGUCGUUUUUGUGGAAGAUGUUAAGAAUGUUCCUGUUGGCAAGGUGCUAAAAGUGGAUGGUGCCUAUGUUGCUGUAAAAUUUCCAGGAACGUCCAGUAAUACAAACUGUCAGAGCAGCUCUGGUUCAGAUGCUGACCCUUCUUCUCUCCUGCAGGAUUGUAGGUUACUUAGAAUUGAUGAACUGCAGGUCGUCAAAACUGGUGGAACACCAAAAGUUCCUGACUGUUUCCAAAGGACUCCUAAAAAGCUCUGUAUACCUGAAAAAACAGAAAUAUUAGCAGUGAAUGUGGAUUCCAAAGGUGUGCAUGCUGUUCUGAAGACUGGAAAUUGGGUACGGUACUGUAUCUUUGAUCUUGCUACAGGAAAAGCGGAACAGGAGAAUAAUUUCCCUACAAGCAGCAUUGCUUUCCUUGGUCAGAAUGAGAGGAACGUAGCCAUUUUCACUGCUGGACAGGAGUCUCCUAUUAUUCUUCGAGAUGGAAAUGGUACUAUCUACCCAAUGGCCAAAGAUUGCAUGGGAGGAAUAAGGGAUCCUGAUUGGCUUGAUCUUCCACCUAUUAGUAGUCUUGGAAUGGGUGUACAUUCUUUAAUAAAUCUUCCUGCCAAUUCAACAAUCAAAAAGAAGGCUGCUAUUAUCAUCAUGGCUGUAGAGAAACAAACCUUAAUGCAGCACAUUCUACGCUGUGACUAUGAGGCCUGUCGACAAUAUCUUAUGAAUCUCGAGCAAGCGGUUGUUUUAGAGCAGAAUCUACAGAUGCUACAGACAUUCAUCAGCCACAGAUGUGAUGGAAACCGAAAUAUUUUGCAUGCUUGUGUAUCAGUUUGUUUUCCAACCAGCAAUAAGGAAACUAAAGAAGAAGAGGAAGCAGAGCGCUCUGAAAGAAAUACAUUUGCAGAAAGGCUUUCUGCUGUUGAGGCCAUAGCAAAUGCAAUAUCAGUUGUUUCAAGUAAUGGCCCAGGUAAUCGGGCUGGAUCAUCAAGUAGUCGAAGUUUGAGAUUACGGGAAAUGAUGAGACGUUCGUUGAGAGCGGCUGGUUUGGGUAGACAUGAAGCUGGAGCUUCAUCCAGUGACCACCAGGAUCCAGUUUCACCCCCCAUAGCCCCCCCUAGUUGGGUUCCUGACCCUCCUGCGAUGGAUCCUGAUGGUGACAUUGAUUUUAUCCUGGCCCCUGCUGUGGGAUCUCUUACCACAGCCGCGACUGGCACCGGCCAAGGACCAAGCACCUCCACCAUUCCCGGUCCUUCCACAGAGCCAUCUGUAGUAGAAUCCAAGGAUCGAAAGGCCAAUGCUCAUUUUAUAUUAAAAUUGUUAUGCGACAGUGUUGUAUUGCAGCCCUAUUUACGAGAACUCCUCUCUGCCAAGGAUGCAAGAGGGAUGACCCCGUUUAUGUCAGCUGUAAGUGGCCGAGCUUAUCCUGCUGCAAUUACCAUCUUAGAAACAGCCCAGAAAAUUGCAAAAGCUGAAGUAUCCUCAAGUGAAAAAGAGGAAGAUGUAUUUAUGGGAAUGGUUUGCCCAUCAGGUACCAACCCUGAUGACUCACCCUUAUAUGUGUUAUGUUGUAAUGAUACCUGCAGUUUUACAUGGACUGGAGCAGAGCACAUUAACCAGGAUAUUUUUGAGUGUCGAACUUGUGGCUUGCUGGAGUCACUCUGUUGUUGUACAGAAUGUGCAAGGGUUUGUCAUAAAGGUCAUGAUUGCAAACUCAAACGGACGUCACCAACAGCCUAUUGUGAUUGUUGGGAAAAAUGUAAAUGUAAAACUCUAAUUGCUGGACAGAAGUCUGCUCGUCUUGAUCUCCUUUAUCGCCUGCUCACUGCUACUAACCUGGUCACUCUGCCAAACAGCAGGGGAGAGCACCUCUUGCUGUUUUUAGUGCAGACGGUCGCAAGGCAGACGGUAGAGCACUGCCAGUACAGACCUCCUCGGAUCAGGGAGGACCGUAACCGAAAAACAGCCAGUCCUGAAGAUUCAGAUAUGCCUGAUCAUGAUUUAGAGCCCCCAAGGUUUGCCCAGCUUGCAUUGGAGCGUGUUCUACAGGACUGGAAUGCUUUGAAAUCUAUGAUCAUGUUUGGGUCACAGGAGAAUAAAGACCCUCUCAGUGCCAGCAGUAGGAUAGGCCAUCUUUUGCCAGAAGAGCAAGUUUACCUCAAUCAGCAAAGUGGCACCAUUCGGCUGGACUGUUUCACUCAUUGCCUUAUAGUCAAGUGUACAGCAGAUAUUUUGCUUUUAGAUACUCUACUAGGGACACUGGUGAAAGAACUCCAAAACAAAUACACACCUGGACGUAGAGAAGAAGCUAUUGCUGUAACAAUGAGGUUUUUGCGUUCAGUGGCAAGAGUUUUUGUCAUUCUUAGUGUGGAAAUGGCUUCAUCCAAAAAGAAAAACAACUUUAUCCCACAGCCAAUUGGAAAAUGCAAGCGUGUAUUCCAAGCACUACUACCUUACGCUGUAGAAGAAUUAUGCAAUGUAGCAGAGUCGCUGAUUGUCCCUGUCAGAAUGGGGAUCGCCCGCCCUACUGCCCCUUUUACUUUGGCUAGUACCAGCAUCGAUGCCAUGCAGGGCAGUGAGGAACUGUUCUCCGUGGAACCACUGCCACCACGACCUUCAUCUGAUCAGUCUAGCAGCUCCAGUCAGUCCCAGUCUUCCUACAUCAUCCGGAACCCCCAGCAGAGGCGCAUCAGCCAGUCGCAGCCUGUUCGGGGCAGAGAUGAGGAACAGGAUGACAUUGUUUCAGCGGACGUGGAGGAGGUUGAGGUGGUGGAGGGUGUGGCUGGAGAAGAGGAUCAUCAUGAUGAACAGGAAGAACAUGGGGAAGAAAAUGCUGAGGCAGAGGGACAACAUGAUGAGCAUGAUGAAGACGGGAGUGACAUGGAGCUAGACUUGUUAGCAGCAGCUGAAACAGAAAGUGACAGUGAAAGUAACCAUAGCAACCAGGAUAAUGCUAGUGGGCGUAGAAGUGUUGUCACUGCAGCAACUGCCGGCUCAGAAGCAGGUGCGAGCAGUGUUCCUGCCUUCUUUUCUGAAGAUGAUUCGCAAUCAAAUGACUCAAGUGAUUCUGAUAGCAGCAGUAGUCAGAGUGACGACAUAGAACAGGAGACCUUUAUGCUUGAUGAGCCAUUGGAGAGAACCACAAACAGCUCCCAUGCCAAUGGUGCUGCGCAAGCUCCCCGGUCCAUGCAGUGGGCCGUCCGCAACACCCAGCAUCAGCGGGCAGCCAGCACAGCCCCGUCCAGCACGUCCACGCCAGCAGCCAGCUCAGCGGGGUUGAUUUAUAUCGAUCCUUCAAAUCUGCGCCGGAGUGGUACCAUCAGCACGAGCGCUGCCGCUGCGGCCGCGGCUCUGGAAGCUAGCAACGCCAGCAGCUACUUAACAUCUGCAAGCAGUUUGGCCAGGGCUUACAGCAUUGUUAUCAGACAGAUCUCGGACCUCAUGGGCCUUAUUCCUAAGUAUAAUCACCUAGUGUACUCUCAGAUUCCAGCAGCUGUGAAAUUGACUUACCAAGAUGCAGUAAACUUACAGAACUAUGUAGAAGAAAAGCUUAUUCCCACUUGGAACUGGAUGGUCAGUAUUAUGGAUUCUACUGAGGCUCAAUUACGUUAUGGUUCUGCAUUAGCAUCUGCUGGUGAUCCGGGCCAUCCAAAUCAUCCUCUUCACGCUUCUCAGAAUUCAGCUCGAAGAGAGAGGAUGACUGCACGAGAAGAGGCUAGUUUGCGAACCCUGGAAGGCAGACGACGUGCCACAUUGCUUAGCGCCCGUCAAGGAAUGAUGUCUGCCCGAGGGGACUUCCUAAAUUACGCUCUGUCUUUAAUGCGGUCUCAUAAUGAUGAGCACUCUGAUGUUCUUCCAGUUUUGGAUGUUUGCUCACUGAAGCAUGUGGCGUAUGUUUUUCAAGCCCUUAUAUAUUGGAUUAAAGCAAUGAAUCAGCAGACAACGUUGGAUACACCUCAACUGGAACGCAAAAGGACACGAGAACUCUUGGAACUGGGUAUUGAUAAUGAAGAUUCAGAACAUGAAAAUGAUGAUGACACCAAUCAAAGUGCUACUUUGAAUGAUAAGGAUGAUGACUCUCUUCCUGCAGAAACUGGUCAAAACCAUCCAUUUUUCCGACGCUCAGACUCCAUGACGUUCCUUGGAUGUAUACCCCCAAAUCCAUUUGAAGUGCCUCUGGCUGAAGCCAUCCCCUUGGCUGAUCAGCCACAUCUGUUGCAGCCAAACGCUAGAAAGGAGGAUCUUUUUGGCCGUCCAAGUCAGGGUCUUUAUUCUUCAUCUGCCAGUAGUGGGAAAUGCCUAAUGGAGGUUACAGUGGAUAGAAACUGCCUUGAGGUUCUCCCAACUAAAAUGUCUUAUGCUGCCAAUUUAAAAAAUGUAAUGAACAUGCAAAAUCGACAAAAAAAGGAAGGGGAAGAACAGAAUGUGGUGCCAGAAGAAGCUGAAAGUUCAAAACCAGGGCCAUCUGCUCAUGAUCUUGCUGCACAGUUGAAAAGCAGUUUACUAGCAGAAAUAGGACUGACUGAAAGUGAAGGGCCACCUCUUACAUCUUUCAGGCCACAGUGUAGCUUCAUGGGAAUGGUUAUUUCCCACGAUAUGCUGUUAGGACGUUGGCGCCUUUCUUUGGAACUAUUUGGCAGGGUGUUCAUGGAAGAUGUUGGAGCAGAACCUGGAUCAAUCCUAACUGAAUUGGGUGGUUUUGAGGUAAAAGAAUCAAAAUUCCGUAGAGAAAUGGAAAAACUGAGGAACCAGCAGUCAAGAGAUUUAUCACUAGAGGUAAAGGUAUUUAAAUUUUCUUAUACUAUACAUAUAGUGUGCCAUUUAUAUUAA